AUGCGUCUCACCUACGCCGGCUGCAACCUGUUUGGGCAGGUGCCCACGUCGCGGGAACUAGCAAUCGAUCACUUUCAAGAGUUACCUCUGGAAGAUGACCUCAUUGACAUUGCACUUGGGCAUUCGAUUACGGUGUACCUGAAAAAAGAUGGGUUGUACUUUCAUGGGCAUGGGUUACAACCUCGGGUGACCCAUCAAAUUACCAAAAUGGAUGUACCUACCCAAGCAAAGAUCAAGUUGGUGAAGACUUGUGAUACCAGCGUACUUGUACUGGACGAUGAGGGUAGGUUGUUUGUUUUGGAUUUUCUGGCGAAAAAUCCAGGAUUUACUAUACGCCUAUUGAAGAGAAGUGACGCUGGAAUGAUUGAUAAAGUGGUUGACUUUGCUUCGGGUUCCACUAUCAAUGUAGGGUUAACGCAGACAGGGAUGCUUUAUAAUUUCCCCGUGAGGUUGGAUUUUAGAUUGGAGGAAAACGUUAAAGUGAAAAAAAUGACAGCUGGGUACGAACAUGUUGUCAUUUUGGACACAGCUGGUAAUGUUUACAGUUUUGGUAACGGAAGACGCGGUCAACUCGGCAAUGGUAUCUUAGAGAUCCAAGAAACCCCUCGAAAAAUACAGGUGCUUGAAGGAAUAUUCAUUACGGAUGUUAGCACCGGUGGUUGGCAUUCGAUGGCCCUGAGUCGUGACGGCGACGUGUAUAUUUGGGGCUGGAAUGGUGAUGGUCAAAUUGGACUCUUUGACGAUCACAAUGAUCCGCUUGGGGUGGUGUCGAUUCCUCAGUAUUUGCCGUUACCAGGGGAAAAUCUAAAUGUUGCUCAUAUUGCCGCGGGAGGACGACACUCCAUAUGCAUUACGAGUGAUCAAAUUGUUUUCGCAUAUGGAUGUAACAAAUUCAAUCAAUUGGGUCUUCCUGACUUUGAAAUGGUCGUCAACAAACCCACCAAGGUUUACGAAAUUUCUAAAGAAAAGAAAGUUCUCAGGGUGGAAGCUGGGCCAUCAUCAACAGUGAUAAUCACAGAUGAAGCAUAAUAUUUGUCUGAGUUUUGUAUUUAUUGUUAUAUUUCUCCGUGUUACUACAUUUUACCUCGAAUUAACGUACAAAUUUUUAUGAAGUCAAUCUUUAUCAGUGCACAAGUUUGCAAUUUAAGAAAUACAGUAAAUUUCAUUCUAUGUUGAAUAAAUAUUAAUGCUGUGUAUUAAUAACACUUUGUAUAUUGAAGUUUA
Molecule: messenger RNA, 1224 nt
Organism: Dalotia coriaria
Lineage: Eukaryota; Metazoa; Arthropoda; Insecta; Coleoptera; Staphylinidae
Product: RCC1 domain-containing protein 1
Exons: 3
Coding region: 1-1029 (342 amino acids)
Source: RefSeq, a predicted model, not a curated record